Stegodyphus dumicola is the source of this 1269-nucleotide messenger RNA. RefSeq names its product protein SREK1IP1-like. Lineage: Eukaryota; Metazoa; Arthropoda; Arachnida; Araneae; Eresidae. The record is from RefSeq and is a predicted model, not a curated record. Gene Ontology annotation, molecular function: zinc ion binding; nucleic acid binding.
UAGCGGGUGCAAAACAAGACUGCUGUCAUCUGUCUGUCUGUCCUUGUUUUGAGAGUUGUAACUCAUUCACGUUCACGUUGUAAUAUGUGUAAUUGUACAUAAUUUUACGUUCUGUGUCUAUCAUAUCACAAUGGAAAGUAGCUUAAAAGAGUUAAUGGCAAGACUCACUAAUCAGGUUGUGGAUAACAUAAGACCUGCUUGUAAGAAAUGUGGUUAUCCUGGCCAUUUUACUUACCAAUGCCGUAAUUUUUUGAAAAUCAAUCCUGACAAGGAUAUAGUUCUAGACAUCAGUAGCACAAGUUCUGAAACAGAAGAAGAAUUCAUGUCCCCUCUUACAAAGCUCAAAGGCACAGAUCAAGGUCUCCUCAAGAAUCUGAUUCUGGAAGUGAGAGUGAUGUUGAUACAGAUACUAGUUCAAGUACACACAAACACAAAAAAAAGAAACAUAAAAGCCAUAAGAAGACUCACAAAAAAAAGAAAUCGAAGAAAAGGGAAUGAAAUUUCAAAACAAAAGAGGGGGAGGACUGAUAUGAAUUAUUUUCAUUUUUCAUCUUCCUCUAUUUUUACUGUUGCCUAUGUAAGGAAAUAUAGUAAGAAGCAUGUGUUAGAACCAUUUUUAUAUGAAAUUAUCUGUUUGCAGCUUAGGUUCUUGCUGGAAACUCAUACCAAAGAUCUUAAUGUGUCAUCAUACUAAAGUCAUGUAUUGUGCAGAUAGGUACAGUAAUCACCAUAUCUGUUAUUGAAUUGAAAUACGCAUUUGCAGUGAAUCAAACAAAACCUUCAAACCUUAAAAUAUCUUAAGAAUUGCUAAUAAUUUGCUAAUUCAAACUGUUUUCCAACUUUAGCCUUUAACUUUUAGUAGUUAUUAUGUUUUUCUGUUUAUAAAGUAAGCCUGAUUUUCUGAGUUCUGUGGGAAAUUAUAUUAUCCAGAAGAAUUGUUUCAUUAUAUAUAUAUAUAUCCUCGAAAUAUGUUAUGAGUCUACCUCUUCGUUUUCCACAUGUUCUUUUUGUGUGUAUAUUUUUAAAUAUAAUAAGGUUAGAAUUAUGUGAUUAAUCUUCUGUUUAGUCUCUUCCUUAUUUAUCAUCUGAAUUAUAUUUUGAGAUUAUUAUAUUUACAUUCUUUUUAAAUACAAUUCUUAAGAGUAAGUUAUUUUAUGCAUAUGUAGUUAUUCUGUAUUAAGAAUUAUUAUCUUUUGUAUGUCUCAUUGUGUAAUAGUAUGUUCAUUCAGAUUGUAGAUAUUAGUAAUAAAAUUUUGAUUUAUAAAUUAC